CAAACAACAAACCCACAACAUACAAGUGAAACUAAUAUAAGCGUGUUAAAAAGUAACAUUUGCAAUAUUUUAAAUUGAUUUUAACAAAUAAAAACGUGAUUUGGCUUUAUAAUCAUAUUAUAAUAUCUAGUUACAACCUAACGGUUCUAUACACUUUUUAAUGAUGGAGAUAAUUUCAUUACAAACUAUAUUUUUGUUUUACUUAAUAAAUAUUUUGUAUUGUGCAGUAGCGAAACCAUUAGGUUCAAAUUAUGAAAAAGUAUCCGAGGAAUUGAAAGAUUUAAUAGAAAACACUCAUGAUUAUGCUUGCUUUGAUUCUUCAGAAAAUUGGAUUCAUAAAAAUGAAGAAUAUUUCAAUGAUGAUUUGAAAACGGUAUAUGACUAUAUUAAAAAUAAUGAUGGUAGUGUGUCUCUAAAUAAAGCAAAUGAUUAUCUUAAAAGUGUUGGUUGUAAAAUUGACCAAGGACAAACAAGCAAUCCCAUAACAUUGAAAUGCUUCGAUGAUUUUUUAAAAUAUGUUCAAGAAAUAAUGAAGGAUAUUAAAUAUGAAGUAUAAUGACUUUUUUUUCGUAUAUUCAACAUAUAAUAUGUAUCAUGUACUUUAAUAUUAGAGAAUAUUUCACCUUAUUGUCAUAAAAAUGUCAAAUAAAUAUGUGUUUAUAUUUAUAAAAUUGAAUUAA
Molecule: messenger RNA, 680 nt
Organism: Daktulosphaira vitifoliae (grape phylloxera)
Lineage: Eukaryota; Metazoa; Arthropoda; Insecta; Hemiptera; Phylloxeridae
Exons: 4
Coding region: 161-556 (131 amino acids)
Source: RefSeq, a predicted model, not a curated record